Molecule: messenger RNA, 2229 nt
Organism: Mustela lutreola (European mink)
Lineage: Eukaryota; Metazoa; Chordata; Mammalia; Carnivora; Mustelidae
Gene: ASB12
Product: ankyrin repeat and SOCS box containing 12
Exons: 2
Coding region: 1039-2106 (355 amino acids)
Molecular function (GO): protein binding
Source: RefSeq, a predicted model, not a curated record
GGCUGCAGGGUAUGGGAGAGUAGGGAGACUUGAGCUCUGAAAAACCUACCAGCUUACCCUGAUGACAUUACAAACUGAGGUGGUUACUUUGUCUUUGGAGCACUAGGAAUAGGCCAGGUAAGGUCAAAGGGUUAAGUCAGUUAUUGGGCCAUGGAUAAUUUUAUAAAGCCUAGGAAUAAUGGUGAGAGAAGAAUUGAGGGUUGAGGCAAAGACUCUAAGCUGUAUUGGGCAGAGAUGAUGGGAAAAGGUUUGACUCAAAGGGAUGGGGACUCCAUGGGAUCCAAGGAAGUGCUAGGAAUCGAAGCAACUUUUGUAUUGAUAAACCCCCAGGUCCACCAAAGAGGACUUGCCCUGGAAAUGACUAUUUCCUGCCAUCUCUUUGAUUUCAUUUUACUUGAAGUGUUCUUUGUAAUGUCAUCUUUACUUAAUCAGUAAAUGUCAUUCAGCAUCCAUUUCCUGUGUAACUCUGUUGCCUAAGCAUGAGGCCUGAGUCUGAGGGGAGGUCACAUAUAAAGGACUGUGAGGAGGUUGAACUUCAUCUAAAAGGCUGACAGAUGGAAUUGAGGGCCCACCCCAUGAGACUAAUGUCAGAAUGCUUAGGGAUGACAACUUGACAACACAAAACAACAUUCUUCUGGCCUAGCAACAGCCAGACCAGAGCCACUUCAUUAGUCCACACAUUCUGAAAUAAGGAAGAUGCCUCUAUCAAAUCCCCGAUCAUGAGUCCUUCUGGGAGUGGAGGAAUACAAGAUGGAUACAACAUUCCUUAUCUUGGAAUUUAUGCACUGAAGCACAGAUAAGUGCAAAUAUAGUGUGAAAGUUCAUAGCUAAAGUCUAGUUGUGAUCCUUUGGAAUCCCUGAGCAAGAAGAGGAGAUUAGGGAAAGCUUCCCAGAAGUAGGAGAUGAAGGUCAAGCAGAACAACAUAUACGAAGGCACCAAGCUGUGAAAUGGCCUGAUCUGUUUUGGAAGCUAUCUCUGAGCCCUAAAAUAAGAUGAAGUAGGAAUUGGAAGAAAGGGGCCCAUGAGUGAAGAGCCUGAUGAUGAAUGGUUGGGGGAAAGGGCUGGCAUCCAGGCUUUUUGAUGUGGGCCCUCAGUCUUCCCCCAAAAUUUGUCACCCACAGACCUGGAAUAUUCUCCUGCUCAUAAUGAGAAUAGUUCUGCUCCAAUCAAUCAGGAUGAACCUCAUGGACAUCACCAAGAUUUUCUCCCUCCUGCAGCCCGACAAGGAGGAGGAGGACACCGACAUGGGGGAGAAGCAGGCUCUCAGUCAAGCAGUGUAUGACAAUGACUCCUAUACCUUGGACCAGCUUUUGUGCCAGGAGCGUUACAAACGUUUCAUCAACAGUAGAAGUGGUUGGGGUGUUCCUGGGACACCCUUGCGCUUGGCUGCUUCUUAUGGCCACCUCAGGUGUUUGCAGGUCCUUCUGGCACAUGGUGCUGAUGUUGACAGUUUGGAUGUCAAGGCACAGACACCACUUUUCACUGCUGUGAGUCAUGGCCACCUGAACUGUGUACGUGUGCUUUUGGAAGCUGGUGCCUGUCCUGGUGGUAGCAUCUACAACAACUGUUCUCCUGUACUCACAGCUGCCCGUGAUGGUGCUGCUGCCAUCCUUCAGGAACUCCUGGGCCAUGGUGCAGAGGUCAAUGUCAAGGCUAAACUACCAGUCUGGGCAUCAAACAUAGCUUCAUGUUCUGGUCCCCUCUAUUUGGCUGCAGUCUAUGGGCAUCUUGACUGUUUUCGUCUGCUUUUGCUUCAUGGGGCAGACCCCAAUUACAACUGUACUGACCAGAGCCUAUUGGCUCGUGUCCCACGGCCCCGCACCCUCCUGGAAAUCUGUCUCCACCAUAACUGUGAACCAGAAUACAUCCAGCUGUUAAUCGAUUUUGGCGCUAAUAUGUACCUUCCAUCUCUCUCGCUGGACCUGAACUUGCAAGAUUAUAAAGGCAGUGCAUUGCUGUUGCAGGCCCGAGCCACUCCUCGGUCACUAUUAUCACAAGCCCGUUUAGUUAUCCGCAGAGCUAUGCUCCAGGCCAGCCAACCACAAGCCCUUGACCAGUUGGAUAUUCCCCCUGUGUUGAUUAGUUACCUCAAACACCAACUGUAAUCUUGCAGCCUUACCAUAAACCCACAAUGCCUACAAAAACCACCCGGGGAUCCAGGUAGCUGGAGGACACUACAGCUACACCUAUUCACCUAGAGCUGCUCUCCUGUAUUAUCCUCCACAAUA